Messenger RNA from Chilo suppressalis (striped riceborer), 2541 nucleotides. The record is from the annotation of a GenBank genome assembly. Lineage: Eukaryota; Metazoa; Arthropoda; Insecta; Lepidoptera; Crambidae.
AUGGAAAUUUCUACAACUUUAAUGAGCAUCAAACAGAUGAUUGAUACAGCGUUUGGAGACCCUUGUCACAAUGUGGUUAAUCAUAAACUCGUUCACGCAAUAUUAAUAAUUCUUGCAAGACAAAUUCGCCUUUUAGAAAGACACGUUGAAGUUGAGAUUGGUCCUUUACCAGAAACUGUUUCGGCGACCAGUUUAAAUAUUACGGAAGUUAAAAUGGUUGCAAAUGUGCCAAAAAAGAAAAAACAAAAGCUAGCAGUACCGAAAGGAGGUGGAAGUAAAUCCCCCUCAGAUAGAACAUCCACUGGAAAAUCUUCAUCUGGUAAAACAUCAACUGAACAAUCAACUUCAGACAAAACAAAAACAUCAUCUAGUAAACAAGUUUCUAGUGAAUCCCAAAAGCCUUUAAAGUCUGCAUCAGGAACGGGUUUUCCACAGAAAUAUCUAACACUGCUGGACAAGAUUGAAGAGCAGAGAGAAAGGGAGCUACGCGUCAUCCAUCAGAGAGCCGAUUCUCGGGAAGAACAUAAAAAUCAGCCAACGCCAAUAGCUUCCAUGGAUUCCAUGGAAAAACAGUAUGAAAAAUUACUCGUAGUUGAACGAGUGCCUACAGAUCAAGCCAAGCUGACAGAUGGUCGCAGCAAACUUCGGCGUCUGUCAGUGGUGACACAAGAAGAGUUUGCUGAGCUUGCCGUAGCGGUCAAACGUUUGCAAGAACAAUAUAUUCCAGCUGGCAAUGUUGAUUUUCCUAAUAAUGCCCAACUUUUAAAUGAGCUCCGUAAGGGCGCUUCAUUAACUGAUGCAAUGGCAGCUUUACAACUAUCCGCUCGCUUAGAAGCUGCAGAAAAAACUUUAGAAAAAAUGAUUUCUCUAGUAACCGAUCUUGCCAGUAAUACUACAACAAUAAAGCCACAAGCAAAAACUGAAACGCUAUCGAAAGCAGGAAAAGGCGUGGAAACCAAGACUGAAGUAAUUUUUGAGGCAGAUGAAGCAGUUCCUCACAUUUCAACUGUGACGAAAAAAAGAACUACAUCUGCAAAAUCUAAAAAAUCGUUAGUAGAUUCAACGGCGGCAACAACGGCUUCAAGGGUCCAAAAUGAAACGCUAGGACUAGGAACUGAAACAUUAGAAAAAGACAAGACAGAUUGGAUAACUGCUGAAGAAUUAGACAAUGUAAUGCAAGAACUUCAUGAUGAAUUUUUAAAAAUAAUCACGACUAACAUGACUAAGAGCAAUAUUAACGCUAACAAUGCUUUAAAAAUAGCAACUAGAUUGGAAUCCAAAUUGGAUGAAUCCCUUGAUUUAGGAGAUCGAAUGAACGAUCUAGAAAUACUUGUAUCCGAUUAUGCUGAACAUAUCAAUACACUUGACACAGGAAUAUCUGCUCAGAUGACAAACUACCAAGAGCAAUUAACACAGAUGCAGCAUGACCUAGAAGCUGGUAUAGAAACAAUGCAAGAAGCAUUAGCUAACACUGGUGGAGAUACUGCUGCUGUUGCUGAACUGAAUAGUAACUUCUCAAACCUUCAAGUGGAAUUCGAUUUUGCGGCAAUGAGGCAAAAAGAACUAAGCGAUAUUCAAGACACUAUGGCCAUAGACCUCAAGUCUUUAUGGAAACAAAUCGAAAUACUAAGAGAUCAAAAAUCUGAUCGCGACGAAGUGGCAGAUGCACUUCGUGAUAAAGCCGGAAUUGCAGCCCUGAAUGGUUUAGUUUCUCGGCCUGAGUUUGACGCUGUGAGAGGCGACUUCGAAAAACGUAUCGGUUCAGCUUAUGACAAGUUCAAUAGUCAAGAAGUAGUAUGGCAGAAAGCAAUAGACGAGCUUCUAAGAGAACUGAAUGAAAAGGCUGAUUGGCUUCAAGUGGUGUCCUUACAAGAAAGCAUUACUAAAUAUUUAGAAAAGUUUAACAACAAAAUAAAAGCAAUGACAGAGAUUGUUGGUGAACCUCGAGCUGCAGCAGUAUCCAGAAAGCUACAUCGUGAUGCUGCAUGCCUGUCAUGUAAUACUCCAGCUCACAUGGACACAGAAGAAAAUGACAUUGGACCGUCGUUCCCAGCCUUCCCACCUACUCGACCCACAACCAUAGGUGCUGAAUCGAACAUUAAACCAAGCGAAGACGGGGAUCAUGAAGAUUAUUGCUUUCCUGGGUUUCCAAUACCACAUCCAAUCGACCCACGGUCUCAUGUCUGUCGUCGGUUCUGUGGUGGUUCACAUACUAUGUUGAAUAACGCCAAAGGUCGUAUCCCACCUGGUAUGAUAAUAAACCCUUUGUCACAAGAAGCAGAUACCGAGGUUGGAACUGAUGGAAAGGCUUACUUUGUGGAUCAUGUUAUAAAGCCAUGCAAGGCUUGCUAUCAGCCAAAGAAACUUCCAAUAUCGAAAGAGGCUGAACCAGCUCCAAUUAUUACUGCAGAUCAACGAAGUUCUGAUAUGACUCCGCCUGACUACCGCAUGUCUACAUUUUCGGACUCUCUGCAACCGAUUGGAACGCAGGAAGCCAGUGAAAUGUCUGCAACACCUCCACCCCCGAUUGAAGACGACUAA